Lacerta agilis (Sand lizard) is the source of this 728-nucleotide messenger RNA. It is a transcript of the gene CFAP68, whose product is annotated as chromosome 15 C11orf1 homolog. Gene Ontology annotation, cellular component: nucleus. Bases 83 to 553 code for a protein of 156 amino acids. The transcript is spliced from 4 exons. NCBI's taxonomy places the organism in Eukaryota, Metazoa, Chordata, Lepidosauria, Squamata, Lacertidae. The record is from RefSeq and is a predicted model, not a curated record.
UUCCGGCGCGCGCCGUUUGGGCGGUUGCCUUGGAAACGGCUUCCUGCUUUUCCUUCCCCUUACUCCGCCUUCUUGUCAGGCCAUGUCCCUGUCUUGCUUCUUUAACCCCCAUCACGGCUGUUUAUUACGCGCCAAUGGUCAUGGGGAAGUGUGGACAGAUUGGAACAGCUCUGCCAAGUUCUUCCAGUAUGGCUGGAGGUGCACCACCAACGAGGACUCCUACACCAACAAAACCCUCUUGGGGAACUGGAAUGAAGAGCGCUAUGACAUUCGGAAAAUACUGCAGCCCAAGCCUCUCCCUUCCCAGUAUGCUCACUAUUUUGAGUCCACCUACACAUCGGACUACUCCAAGGAAAAGCCCCACAGUACAAAAAGAGUUAUGCAAGAUGUUCACUGGUUCCCUGGACACCAGCCAGAGCUGGAGCCUCCUCCAAUCAAGCCAACUGCCCGGUCAUGCUACAUGAUAGAUUAUGAGCCUCCACAGAAGAAGGGAGCCUGCUGCUUGGUUGACACGAAGCCCAAAGAACAGCAAGGGGCUCUGCUGAAGCAGUAGGACUAGAGUAGGACUCUCUUCCGCUUCAGGACAGCCUGGGUUGCUUGAAAGGCCCUGCCUGUGUGACCCAGUUGCAUCCCUCUCUUCCCCACCCACCCACUUAAAAGCUAGUCUGCCAUGCAGCAACUCACAAACCAUGUCUGUGAAUAAAAGAGUCUGCGCCAGAGUGAGAAGG